Amphibalanus amphitrite is the source of this 2109-nucleotide messenger RNA. RefSeq names its product dolichyl-diphosphooligosaccharide--protein glycosyltransferase 48 kDa subunit-like (gene Ost48). Gene Ontology annotation, cellular component: oligosaccharyltransferase complex; endoplasmic reticulum membrane. The coding region runs from base 350 to 1645 and encodes 431 amino acids. The record is from RefSeq and is a predicted model, not a curated record. The transcript has 7 exons. Lineage: Eukaryota; Metazoa; Arthropoda; Thecostraca; Balanomorpha; Balanidae.
AUCGUUCCUUGUUGCAAGCGUGAAGGGUCUUUGAGGGGAUCCGAACCUGGGCUCUCAUCACCAGCAGUCGAAAACUACUAUCUGUAGUACAGUACUGGCUUAUGUGAAAUAAUUCUGAAUUAUUUAAAUCAAAAAACGUCCAUUAAAACAACUGAAAUGUGUUAUUAUGCCGUUAUCUGCGCUGGGAAAACACAGCUUCACCAGCACCGUUUUAUUUGGCUGCCGAGACCUUUUGUUUUGACACGUCGUGCGCCACAUAUGUAUUUGUAAAGCCGGCCCGCUUGCAUUUCAAUUUUGAGAACAGGCCGGUGCUGAAUUUUUACAUAAAAAGUAAUCAAAUAUCAUCAAGAUGAAGGUCAUAUGCUGCUUAGCUUUGCUAUUCGCAGCUGCAUAUGCCAACAAAAACACCCUUGUGUUACUGGAUAGUCUCACUGCGAAGGAAACUCAUUCUAUUUUCUUCAAAUCUCUGAGUGAGCGUGGAUACAAGUUGACUUUCAAGACCGCCGACGACCCCUCUCUGAGCCUGUCCAAGUACGAUGAGUACCUGUACCAGAACCUGGUGAUCUUCUCGCCGUCGGUGGAGGAGUUCGGCGGAUCGCUCAGCGCGGAGGCCGUCAUCAACUUCGUGGAUCGCGGAGGUAACCUGCUGGUGGCCGGCAGCGCCAACUCUGCCGACGUUCUGCGUGAGAUCGCCUCUGAGGUGGGCUUCGAGCUGGACGAGGAGGGCGCCAGCGUCAUCGACCACCUCAACUACGACGUUAAGGACGAGGGUCAGCACACGCUGGUGGUGGCCGAGCCGGAGAACCUGGUGAAGGCGGUGCCGAUCGUCGGCAAGCCGGGCACCGCGCCGCUGCUGUACCAGGGCACCGGCAUCCUGACCGAUCGCGAGAACCCGCUGGUGAUCGAGGUGCUGACCGCCUCCAGCUCGGCCUAUAGCUACAACCCCGACAGCCACGUCACAGAGUUCCCGCACGCGGUCGGCAAGUCGACGGUGCUGAUUGCCGCGCUGCAGGCCCGCAACAACGCCCGCGUCGUGUUCUCCGGCUCCCUCGACUUCUUCUCCGACAAGUUCUUCACCUCUGCCGUCCACAAGGCCGGCGGUCGCCAGUUCCUCAAAUCUGGAAACGAGGCGCUGGCUACGGCGCUCUCCAAGUGGGUGUUCCAUGAGACGGGAGUGCUGCGCGCCGGCAACGUGAAGCACCACAAGAAGGGCGAGACCCAGCCUCCGUCCGAGUACACCGUCACCGAUCAGGUGGUGUACAGCGUGGAGCUGGAGGAGCUGAUCGCCGACCAGUGGGAGCCGUUCACUGCCUCCGACGUGCAGCUCGAGUUUGUGCGCAUCGACCCGUUCGUGCGUACCGCCCUGAAGCCGGGACCGGGCAGCAUGUACAGCACAGAGUUCAAGGUGCCCGAUGUGUACGGCGUGUUCCAGUUCAAGCUGGAGUACCAGCGGCUGGGCUACACGCGCAUCUACAGCACCACACAGGUGUCGGUUCGUCCGCUGCUUCACACGCAGUACGAGCGCUUCAUCCCGUCGGCAUUUCCGUACUACGCCAGCGCCUUCAGCAUGAUGGUCUCCUGCUUCAUCUUCAGCUUCGUGUUCAUCCACUUCAAGGAGGAGCCGGCCAAGUCCAAGGCCGAGUGAGCAGGGAAGUCUGUGAUGACGUGCGUUCCCACUGCCUCCUAAACGGGACAAGGGCAAGUGCUGUUUCGAGUGAGCGCUUGUGAACGGGGAUAGCACAGUUGUGUUGCUUGUAUGUGAGUUUGUUCGUUUUGUCCAGGUGAGAGAUUCCGCGGAUAUGUGGUGGCUUUGUCUUUGAGGAAGAUAUUUGAUUGGGGGAGGGGUUCUGAAAUAUGCGCUUCGGGCACUUCCUGAGGAUGAGACGAUGUUUGCAACUAAAAAGCAUUUAGGCCUGUUGGCACGCUGGUUUGGACUGAUGUGCAUAUUAUCAGCUUUCGGAACAUACAUACAGUUGACAGCAUUGAAUCAACUAGUCAUUCGUAUUUCGUGGUAUGGCUAUGAAUCGAAGCACCAGUGAUGAUUUUUGAAACACCUCGAACUUGUCAUUCCAGCGCGUGUGGUACUAGAAAUAAAGAAAAUUUUACUCA